Fulvia fulva is the source of this 8778-nucleotide messenger RNA. RefSeq names its product Serine/threonine-protein kinase tel1. The record is from RefSeq and is a predicted model, not a curated record. Gene Ontology annotation, molecular function: protein serine/threonine kinase activity; protein binding. The transcript is spliced from 2 exons. Lineage: Eukaryota; Fungi; Ascomycota; Dothideomycetes; Mycosphaerellales; Mycosphaerellaceae. Gene Ontology annotation, biological process: DNA repair. Bases 1 to 8778 code for a protein of 2925 amino acids.
AUGCCGCGACCUCCUCCCGCCGAGGUGAUGCUAGAUGAAGCAAUCGAGAACAUCUCGUCCAGCACUGUGACGACUCGGAAGCAGGGCCUGGCUGAUCUGAAGCGCAUUCUUCGACUUGACUCCAACGACUCUCGCAUACGAGACUUGCACGAGAAGACGAAACUUACGCUCUUCCAGUCUCUAUUCCAGGCCGCCAUCAAUGAUCAGUCCGCCUACGUCAAGGCAAAGACCCCGACGCUCAAGUCUACAACCGCCAACCGUCUGAGCGAUAUUGCCAGCGCCCUUCGACUGACAGCAGAGGUUUGCGUCAGGUCUUUGACCAUCAAGCUUGUCAAAGCAAUUAUCGAUCACAUCACCGAAUCGAUCUACCUGCAGGCGGGAGAUCUUUGCGAGCCGUUAGCACUGGACUAUGCCAAAACGCUUCGUGUCGUAUUGAGCUAUCAACCUCAUGUUGAACAUCUCACCAAAGAAUGGCAAGGCAUAGUUGUUGCCUGCAUCGGCUACCUACAGGACGCCAACUCCGUGGCAGCUGACCCCAAUGGACUGGACCAUGGCUCCACUGCUGGUACAAUCAAUGGCUCGAGCUACCUCUCCUCGAGAUCCAUCAACAGAGAAUCUGCGGGUUCGCAGGAGUCACGAUCGGUUCUCAGAGUGGUAGCCGAGGAGGCUGUCUCGUGUCUCCAGCUCCUUACUGCAGCUCCCAAUGCUCCGGUGAAGAAAAUGGCUCACGAGUUGAUGGCCGCUCUCAUUGAUUAUCUGAAGACCAGCAGCUACACUUCCAGGGCCCAUGUGGAAGCCUUCACUGCUGUCAAUCAUGUUCUGUCCUGGACGAGGAUCGAAGACGUCAAGCUGACACAGGAAGUCACGGUACAACUGAUGCGUUUAGUGCGGCAGCUGUGGUCUGGCAAAUCUCAUGCUUUAGAACAAAUGCUGAUCACGCUUCUCCUGUUGCGACCUUAUAUCUUGAAUGGCAUGUGCCAGGAAUCUGCGAUCUCUCUGCGCCCGGAACUUAUCGGUUUGAUCGACGCCAUACAGAACGAGUACCAGGAACGAGACGCCAAGAAACAAUUGGGGCUUGGGCAGUUGCGUUUGCAGUUCAGUGCCACCGACAGUCCAGCCAGUGACGAGAUCUGCACACCGCUGCUCACGCUACGUUGCGUAGAUGCAAAUGCCGAAUCAUACUGGUUGAUAAUUUACCUGCUGGCAUCCUUCUACAACGUCAUGAUAGGGACUACUCCACUCGAUGCUGAUCCGGACUACGAAACGAAUCACGAUUCCGAGGCGGAUCUUAACACCAGACCGAGAAAGCGGCGGCGACGAGAAGACAGCCUAGAAGCGCUAAUCGAGGAGGCAUCUCGAGGUUCGCCUUCGUCAAGGACUCGCGCUCUGCAAGUCUUAACAUUCUUGGCGCAGCAGAAGGCUUUCACGCCGUCUCAACUGCGGACAAUCAUCGGCAACAUCAGCAGUAGCUGCAGUGAAGAGGCUGGGACCGUAUCGUCGUGGGCGUUGCUGGCAAUGGCAGCGUGCGCCUCGCAAGCGGCAGCGACAGAUGACGCCUUGGGUCCUCACUGGCUAGCUGCCUGGCAAAUAGCAUCACGUUCGCUGAGCAACGCGUCAACAUGCCGCAGCGCUUCGUUCACGCUUUCUGUGAUGCUUCAGCUACGACUAGUGCCUAACGACAACAUCAUCGAGCUCAUACAGCUGCUUACUCUAACCAUGGACAUCAAUGGACCAACUUUGAUGGCGGACUCCGUUUCUUUGCUUUUAUCGCGCAGCCUGACCGCGGUCCAGCAUGUUCAGCCAGGGGCUUAUGCAAAAGCAGCCGAGAGCAUGGCACUCUGGCUGUCGCAGAACUUCAAUCCAGCCAAGUUUGACAACAAACCGUACGCCGCUAUUUCAUCAUCUUGGGACGCCUCCGACGUUGUGGCUCUGAUAGCUUCAUGCCUGCAUCAGCGCACACAUCAAACACAAGCGCCUGGAUUCAAGGUCUGGCACGCACCAGGCCGGGCGUGGCUGUUGUGCCAGAAACACAACGACCUAGUAGCCUAUCUCUUGUUGUCUUCUUCCAAAGAUACAAGCGUCACGAAUCCUUCGCUCACUGCAACCUCCCCGGGCCCUGUGGCGAUUUCAACACAGCUCGCUUAUGAAAAUGCAAUCCUGAAGUAUCUGACUGCCGAACUGAUUGGCGCAAAUAGCAAAUGGGCUGCGGGAAAUGCAAGCCGGUCGGGUUUCCAGCUGAGUCGCGAUCAGUCUGUCAUGCUUAUGAAGGUAUGCAUAGCUUUGUGCUGUGUAUCCUCCUGCCUGACUUUCAGAGAUUUACGCGGGCAACAGGAACUCAAGAAGGAAGCCUACACACUACUGGAGUCGCUCCAGGAUUACAUGAGUAAGGCUAGUCAGGACGAUACCAAGAUGCACGAUUGGCUCUCGACGUUGUCUACUGCAUUCUGCGGACUUGGUACGUGCGACUCAAACCACGAGUAUCAACCUCCAGCAUGUGAAAGAAUAGUGUGUCGUGCUCUCGUGGGGUCGACUCACAAGCAGCAGCACUCUAGCAGCCAUGAUUUCGACGACGAUGACAUGGACUUCGAAGACUCCUCAAACACCCAGGAUAGUCGACAAGGCAAGAUACUAGCCGGCGCCAUCGAACUUGCAAACGAUUACGACGGUACGUAUAGCGAGACAGCGAUGCGAUCAAACGUUGUCUUGUAUGCUACCGCCAUCAACGCGCAAGAUCAAAGUCCAUCUGCCACGGCGAUCUCAGCAGCGGUUGCGGACUUUUUACUUGCUCAACCUGACGUUUCGGUACUUUCAAGUCGAGUGGCGAUCACUCUGCUUCCUAAGAUUGGUGUGACGCUCAAUGCUGCAGACUCUGAACGACUCUUGGCUUACUUCAUGGACCAGUGGGCAAACUCAUAUCCUCACAGGCGGUCGGAGGUAGCACUUGGUACUAUGCUCGACGUGAUGUCGAGUCUCAUGACGGCAUGGACGGACCCCUCGAACAAGGCGCUGCAUGGUCUCGGCGUGGACAUUUACGAUUGGUUCACCAUGGCAGUAUCUGUCGGCUUCCUUUCAUCAAAUACGCAGGUCAAACUGGCUAGUCUACUGCUGGAACUUUGUCACACAGACUCGGAGUUUGGUCAAACUGACAACGCAACAUCUGUGAGAACAAAUCUAUUCAGCACGCUAAGCAAAGGGAGGAUCGCACUUCAGUGGUCACUUGCUGGGCGCAUUUCCACGAUCUUCGGCUUGUUCGUGUUGUCGACUCAUCCAGCCAUGUUCAAGGACCUUCGAGACAGCCUAUCGGAUGAUACGGAAUGGCUUGAAGGUAUAGCCAUGCGCCUGUUGUUCCUAUCCAAACUGGCAGCUGCCUGGCACACCCUGCGACGAGAGUGUGUAUAUGCAUUGUUCGAGACGGCAGGCUUGGUGCCACACGCGCUUGAGCAUACCGCUCACUGUCUGGGAGAGCUUGCUUCAAAACUACCAGCCAAGACACCACGCAAGCUCUUCACCAUGUUCGCGCCACAGCUACUACAUUCUUGGCUUGGCACUGAGCAUUCAAUCACGCAACUGCCAUUCGCUGCAUUCCAGUACACUUCGUUGACCGAUCUGCUCGUCUCGAACCAGACCGAGGCGUGUGCUCAGAUCUUGGUGCGCAAGUCCGAAGAGGGCAUGAACAUCAUGACAAAAGCGCUCAAACUGAUGCCUCCCGGCGUUAUCAAAGGAAACUUUGCGAAAUGCGCAGCGUAUGCUAUCAGCUAUGAUGUGCUGGAGCCAUCAAACGGACCGACCACGUCUGAGCACGACAAUCGCCUGAAAGAGAUAAUCAGCAAGGAAGACUAUAGGACGUACAUCUCGCAGCAGUUUCCAACGGUCCUGGGCUACUUGUACCUGCACAUGCAGCAAGACGACCCCAAUGACACUUGGCUAGUGAAGAGCGCUGAUUUUGGUCAAGCCGCCGCAGCACUGGCGGAAAUGAAGCAAUACAGCUAUUCCAAGCGUAUGCUGCCAGUACCCCAGCAGCCAUCGUUCAGAGCCAAGUUGCUUCCCAACCAGAUACAGAGAGUGUGCAAGAGGGUUGGCCUGCAGCCCACCGCUCCUUGGACAGCCUCCUCGUUGACACUGGCGAUCCGUAUGCUACUCGACAACAUAGAUGAGACCAUGGGUCCCUUACACUUUUGCAUCAUGAUACGGCGCUUGAGGAUACUGGUCUGCAUGGCGGGCGAGGUGGCGCUAGCGGAGUUCCCACUCGAAUUGCUGCUCCAUUCGCUGCGCCCCUUUGUCAGCGACAGCGAAUGUGCUGACGAUACCAUGGGCAUCCUUCAGUAUCUGAUGCAUCGCGGGCGCCACUACCUGGAGAAACAUGUGCGCCUACUCACAGGCACUACGAUGCUGCUAAUCCUGCAGAUGAGCAGGCACGCUCGCUCGAAGCAGAGUAGCACAACGCAAGAGACUCAACACGCGAACACCGUCCAGAAGAUGCAAGACUUCCAGCGAUGGCUGGUGAGGUUCCUGAGUGAGACCACAAAUGAGCCUGGUACUGUCGCUAUCGACACUGGGCUCACUACCGCGCUCGCGCAGCUGCAGCUCCCUGGCAACGCACGAGCUGGCAGCCCAGAAAACUUCAUUCUGCUCUUUAUCUUGAAGGGCUGGUCCUCAAGUACGUCGCAGCUGUCGGACACAGAUGCUAUUGAAGCCUUGAGAUUGCUAUCUGAGGGCUUCGCGCCUCCGCCGAUAGUUUCCGACGACUGUUUGGGCGUUGACCACGAAGCCGUAGCGUAUGCGCAGCAGCUUUGGGAGUGCACACAACGCCUGCCGGCGAACGAUCACUUUCGUGCGUGGGCGUCUGGAGUGCUUGGUCGAGCAUUCGCUUCCACAGGCACAGCACCGGUCGUGCGAAGACACGGAGAAGUCGCCAUUCGCGAAAAGGUCGACCUCAGCGUGGCACGGGGUACCGGCAUUUCGCAAGCAACGAUCGUGGAGCAUCUCAACAAUCUUCUUUUCUCAAAGAGUCGCCUCGAAGCUGGCUUAGCUGAUCAUACGUUGCGGUGUCUGUAUCAAUGCCCGACCGAUAACGGAGACAAUGGAGACGAAGCCGUGGCUCUCGACAACAUGCUGCCAAGCACGAUUCACGCCGUAGUUGCUAAUGGCGACUAUGGCUACGAGCCUGCGUCGGCUACCGCAAGUAUCAAAAUCGUCGUUGAUCAGAAGUUGCUUCGUCAUGUUCUUGGUCAAUGGCAGUCGGAAACUCUUGAAAGCUGGGCGAUAAACCUUGUCACCACCCUGAGCCACUGGGCAUUGGUCGUACCGAUUGUGUCUACUUUGACCUCAAUUGUUCAGAACGUCAACGGCCUUGCAAUAUCUCUGCUGCCGAGCAUAAUACACAUUCUGCUGGUGAAGGAGAGUGACACAGGGAUACUUCGCCAAGAGUUGUCUGCGACAAUUGCCGAAUGUCUCAGCGAAACCGCAGAAGCGAUGCAUUCCAAGCAACAAUUCUUUCUGCGAGUAUUGCUCUACCUGAAGAGCCAACCAUAUUUGAAUGAGACAACGAAGAUCGACCGCCUUCAGUGGCUUGAUAUCGACUGGUCGCUCGCAGCAAGUGCUGGCUCAAGAUGUAAUAUGCCCACAGGCGCUCUGCUCUUGGCCGAGUUCGCAGCGCCCGUGCCAGAUGCGAACAGACGAGCGUCCGCCCGACAUUCAGUUUCUUUACUUCCUCAGGCCAAAGUGUCGGAAGACUUGCUCAUAUCGCUCUAUCAGCAGCUCGAAGAACCAGAUUCAUUCUACGGAGUGCAACAGACAGCCUCACUGGACUCGGUGCUGAAUCGACUAGAUCACGAAGCAGAUGGGUUCCGAAGCUUGAUGUUUCGCUCUGCCCGAAUGGACAGCCACAUGCGGUCUUCACAUCGACUAGUCGAUAACGAUGCAAUCGGCAUGGCUCGGUCGCUAUCAGCCUUGAACUUCAACGGACUGGCGCUUGCGCUUCUGAAGAGUGGCGUGGGUGUGUCGGGCACUGCCUCAGACGACAUCCUGUCUGCAGCACGGACACUGCAGCAGUGGGACAUCACACCGCCUGAUACACUCAACAGCGAUUCCGCUACGACCUUUAAGGUCUUCCAGGCACUCAGCAGAGCUAGCGAUGCUCGACAGGCCGAUGGAAUAUUGAGGUCCGCAGUCGUUGACCAUGCUCAGUCUGGUUUCGCUGGUGGAUCCUCAAUGAUGCCACCCAAAUCGUGGUUUCAUGUAUUGGCCAUGCUUACAGAGUCGCACGAACUGAUCACUUCGGCGGACCAGACUGCCAUGGUUGCAAGGUGGCGUCUGAUUCAGGCGCGCCAGGACUGGAUGCAGAUGGCCCGUUACGAAGACGUCAAACCUCUUCUGUCGAACCGUCAGACGCUUUUCGGAAUGUUGUGCCAGAAUACAAUGUUACAGACCGCCCUUCAUUUGACGAAGAGGCAGUGCCAUGCUUUCGAAGCAGAGGCACUGCUCGAUGUAUCGAAGUUUGGUCGCGAGUAUUCCAAAAUCCAAGAUUCAAUUUCCGCCACCUCUGCCCUUGAUGGGAUGAUAGAGAAGUACACCGCUACGAAGCUUAGUGUCCAAGCCGUGGUCAAAUCUGAGACGGCAUCGGUGCUUUGGGACGCUGGCGAGACUUCUGCAUCUAUAAGAAUGCUCCGAGAUACUUUGACCAUGGCCGACAUGGAAAAGCAAGAUAUUGCCGUUGGCCGAGCAGGUCUGCUUGCGCAGCUUGGACACUGUCUGGCCGAAGCUCGGCUGGAGAAGCCAGAAGAUAUCAUGAGCAAUCACCUCAAGCCUGCGAUUGCUCACCUCAAAAGCAGGACAGAAGGAUCGGAGGCAGGUGACGUUUUCCAUGAGUUCGCCAAGUUCUGUGACCAAGAACUUCAGAGCCCGAGCAAUAGAGAGAAUCUCAGCCGAAUUACCAAGCUACGACAGGGCAAGCAGGAAGAAGUGGAUGCUAUCAAGCUAGCCAUUCGAAACGCAAAGCGAACAGGAGAAGACAGGACGACGCUUAACAGGUCACUGCGUGCGUCUCAGCAGUGGCUUGACAUUGACACGCACGAAGAGACGCGGUUGAGAAAUGACCGAGACAAGUACAUCCAGCAAAGUCUCCAGAACUAUCUUUUGGCACUUCACGCUUCGGACGAGCACGAUAUCUGUGUGCUGCGUUUCUUUGCCUUGUGGUUGGAGAAUGCCGAUGAUAAGGAAGCCAAUGGGGUCGUCUUGAAGUACCUGCCCGAUGUCGCCAGCUGGAAGUUGGUGCUCCUGAUGAACCAGCUCAUGUCGCGGCUGGAGAACGAGCCAUCGACGUUCCAGAAGGCCUUGCAGGCGCUCCUUCUGAGGAUAUUCACAGAGCACCCGCAUCACAGCCUGCAUCAUCUGUUCGCAGCGUCAUCGAUCAAGCCUGCAGCCACUGAUACAGCAAUGACCUCAAGAUUCGAAGCUGCAAGAGCGAUCAACAGCAUCAUGGAAACCAGGCCAGCGCAAAAGGCCCUCAAUGAUCGCAUCUUUCGCGCAGAUCGGUACUAUAAGGUAUUAUCCGAGCUGAAGCCAGAGCGAUCGGGCAAGUUCCGCGUGAAAGAUUACAAAGAAGCAUACAGAGUCACGACGACCGUACCGACCAUGCUCGUCCCCCCAGCGACCAUCUCCGUUACUCUCAGGCCAAGCGGUGAUUACAAGGAUCUGCCCAUCAUCACCCGCUUCGACUCAUACGGCUCUGUCCUAGGCGGUGUGAGCCAGCCGAAGAUGCUCACGGCCACUACCUCUGAUGGCAAGGAAUACAAGGAGAUCUACAAGAGUGGCGACGAUGAUCUCCGACAGGAUGCUAUCAUGGAGCAGGUCUUCGAAGAGGUCAGCAAGAUGCUGCGUAAUCACAAGGUGACUCGACAGCGCGAUCUGAAAGUUCGUACGUACAAAGUGGUCCCACUCACGACACGCUGCGGAGUGAUUGAGUUUGUGGCCAAUUCGACGCCAAUCAAUGACUACCUCAGAGCAGCGCAUAAGAGGUACUAUCCAUCAGACUAUACAGACCACAAAGCGCGAGAAAUCAUCAACUCGGUGGCGGGCAGCGGCAAUGACACGCGCGUCAAAGAGUUCCGCAAAAUCUGCGAUCAUAUGCAUCCUGUCAUGCGGCACUUUUUCUUUGAGAAGUUCGACGACCCCGACGAAUGGUUUGAGAAACGUACAGCGUACACGCGCACCACAGCCAGCAUAUCUAUCCUUGGCUACAUACUUGGUCUGGGCGACCGCCACUGCAGCAACAUUCUGCUGGACACGAAGACUGGAGAAUGUGUGCACAUUGAUCUCGGCGUCGCUUUUGAGGCGGGACGCGUCUUGCCAAUACCUGAGAUGGUACCCUUCCGUCUCACGCGGGACGUCGCGGAUGGUAUGGGCGUGACUGGCGUUGAAGGCGUCUUCCGCCGUUGCUGUGAAUUCACAAUGGACGCCGUCAGAGAGGACAAGGACAGCAUCAUGACACUGCUGAACGUUCUGAGAUACGAUCCGCUGUACAACUGGUCAGUGUCACCACUGCGAGCCAAACGCAUGCAGGAAGCACAAGAGACGGCGAGAAGAGGUGGGCUUGAGCAUGAGAAUACGUCCAAGAAGAGGGAGUCUGAGGCAGGAGAGGCAGACAGGGCGUUGGCCAUUGUGGAGAAGAAGUUGGAGAAGACGCUUAGUACGCCUGCUGCUGUCAAUGAGUUGAUACAGCAAGCGACUGAUGAGAAGAAUCUCGCGACGUUGUUCAACGGAUGGGCGGCAUUCUUUUAA